Marasmius oreades (fairy-ring Marasmius) is the source of this 1716-nucleotide messenger RNA. RefSeq lists its product as uncharacterized. The transcript is spliced from 8 exons. NCBI's taxonomy places the organism in Eukaryota, Fungi, Basidiomycota, Agaricomycetes, Agaricales, Marasmiaceae. Bases 78 to 1565 code for a protein of 495 amino acids. Gene Ontology annotation, molecular function: peptide-O-fucosyltransferase activity. Gene Ontology annotation, biological process: protein O-linked glycosylation via fucose. The record is from RefSeq and is a predicted model, not a curated record.
GAAGGUCUCCUUAUACUAUUUUAUUUACGCCCCCCAACAUUGUUCCCGCUCAACGCGUUGGGCUACUCCAUCUUCCUAUGGACUCCGAGAGCAAGCCUAGUUGGCUAUCCAGGCUCGCCAGUGAAGCGGAUUCCGAAGACACACUCCUUGCGACAGGCAAAAAAUCCCGGACGAUGACUCUCCGCCAGCGACGCCGUUGUCUUUUAGCUACUUGCAUAUCUCUUGCAGCGAUUUCAUUGACUGGGUUUCUAUUUCUCUCAUCAUGGGAUACACAAAUUCCAUGGACACGUCCGGUAUUGGAACACCCAAGCACUGUAGGAUUAGACACCAGUGUGCACAACAUCUCAACCGAGCCACCACACAAAGAGCUGGAUCCCCUUGAUCCUCUCGCAUCUCUACUGGGGCCACCAACCGCCAAGUUCCGAGACAACUUGCGACCAGAUAUCCAAUAUCUAUCGUCGUGGCCAGAUUCUGGAUGGACGAACGACGUUAUUGCCUAUAUCAACUUCAUAUAUCUGGCACUGAUAACAGACCGUGUGCCCAUCGUUCCAGUUUUCACUCCUUCUCAUAUCGGUGGCAGUGUUCCACCAAUCGCGUUCGGAGACGUUUUUGAUGUACCUCGCCUUCGAAAACUUCUCGGAAAGCCGGUCUUGGAAUGGCGAGAAGUGAAAGAUGAAAAUAGCACGGAGGUGGAGGAACUUGGGUGUUGGUCUAUUUGGGAGACAGCUCAAAUGGGUGCCGAGAGUCCCCGUGGUAGUCGUGUUCCAGGGCUUCUGCAUCUAGACAUCUCUUAUACGAAAACUCCCGAAUGGAUUAGGCAUAAUCCAGGUGUUUCUCAUGAUCCUCACACGUUAUUCUGGUCCCUUGCCCGACUAUCAUUCCCUGAAUCUCGUCAGGAAAGCCUCGUACCACCUCAUCCUUCUCCACUACAUCAAGCUAGCCUUCCACCGGAUGAGCACAUGUUAUGCUAUGACUUUAUGUAUUACGUCGGGGUACAACAGUCUUGGGAAUUUGACAAAGACUACAGUCCCACCUGGCGGCAUGUUGCACAGUAUAUGCACUGGAACCCUCGAUUUGAAAAAUUAGCGGAUCAGUAUGUGAACAGAGCACUCGGGUUGAGUGAGAACGAACCUACGCCCCUGUACAUCGCGGUUCAUGUUCGGCACAAUGACUUCCAAGACUGGUGUUUUGAGGUUUCUCUCUACGAUUGUUUCGCCAAGCUACCUGUUAUCGAACGACGAGUCCAGGAAGUAAAGGAUGAGCUUUUCCAGAAAAGAGGAAUAUCUGUGAACCACGUCAUUAUGACCAGUGAUGAAAGAAACGAAACGUGGUGGAAUGAGGUUGCAGAACUGGGAUGGAAAUGGCCUGAUCAUUCGGAAACAAAGGCGAAAUACGGUGACUGGUACCCUCCCCUUAUCGACGCGACUAUCCAAUCUCGUGGUAUCGGUUUUGUCGGAACUGACAGGUCCACUAUGUCGGUCAUCGCCAAACGGAGAGUGGAAACCUGGUACAAAGGGGCAACGAGGCUAGUGCGAUGGGGCAGUCCAGCGGCAGACGACCAUUAAUCAAGGGGACUCGUUACCUUUCGUAACUUGUACUGGUUUCGCGUGAACUAAAAUUGUCGUUCUUUACGGGUUUAUUUGUGUUCAUCUAUAGGGAAUACUUUAGGGUAGCGGUUUUAUUCCAAAGGAAUAUUGUAAUACAUUCUUCACCUGA